AUGGUGCGUUACCAGCAACUCGAGCGCGAUCCAGCGACGCGAGAUCUCUUCAAGAACAGAGUCACGACACUGGAAGGGUUUCACGAAGUUCUUGAAAACUCAUACGUUCUCGCACUUGACACGGAACAUGUUGCAAUCACGAGCGAGAGAGACCGUGUUCUCCACCAAGUUGGACUCAAGUUCACCAAGACGCUAAAGUCUAGACAUCCUCCAUGCUCGGCGUGGGAACAUGGAAUGAUAAGACCAAAGCGACGCCUUCGUCAUUUCUUCGAAGAUAACAAUAUGGAAGGGCUCACUUUGAAUAUCAACACGAGUAAGGAGCUGGGAGAUGAAGUUCUUCGCGUCGGUGGUUUCAGAGGCAUGCCUAUUCGUCGCCCCCAUCGCUUUGGCGUGGAAAAGACUGUAGACAUUGAGGAUUUGGAGGCUUCUGUUGUGGAGUUCCUCCAGGAUCUACCUGAAGACAAGAAGCUCGUGCUCAUCGGGUUCGGAAUGGGAGCGGAGUGGACUUACCUAUCGGCAAACUUCCCAGCUGCCAUACCCUUCUUCUCAGCCUGGAUAGAUCUUCGCGACAUCGUGAUGGACAUCACCCCCUCACCGCGUCCAUAUCUUCCAAAUCUGCUAUUUUUAAUACAGACCUUUGGCUACUGGCGGAAAGAUGUCAAGCCCGGGAGGAGAUGCCACAGCGAUGGCAACGCUGACAAUGCUGGCGACGAUGUCGUGACAACUCUAGCUUUAGCACAUGCCCUUCUUGACGAGAGGAACCAUGCAAUGCUCCGAUUCGAACAUGCAUGUUUCAGAAUAGCACGUUCGGGCAGAGUCAGGCCUUUCUAUGAUCCAACCAAAGGCUUCAUUGCAACCGUCAGAACCGAAGGACAACUCCCGAUCAAAAUUUCCUCGAGUAUCAGGCUUGCGCAGCGAUUCUUCGACUUCCACCCGGUAGGCACUGGACUGAUGUCAAGUGAGGUGGGAUUUGCCACUUUUCGGAGCCAAGAGGAGCUCGAUUAUUUCAUCAGCUGUGUGGAUGGGAUGGUGUUGCGGACUGGCGAGACCCUCUCAGCUCAACGCUAUAUCCAUGUCAACCCAAAGACGCCAGAGGACGAGAAGUUGAAAGAAGAGAAGCGUAUACUCAGGAGGAUAAAGAGGGAAGCAGACGAUGAAGAAGUUGUGGAGUUGGAGGAUCUUUUCUCCUGA
Molecule: messenger RNA, 1191 nt
Organism: Fusarium oxysporum Fo47
Lineage: Eukaryota; Fungi; Ascomycota; Sordariomycetes; Hypocreales; Nectriaceae
Product: alpha/beta hydrolase
Exons: 1
Coding region: 1-1191 (396 amino acids)
Source: RefSeq, a predicted model, not a curated record